Messenger RNA from Sporothrix brasiliensis 5110, 1563 nucleotides. RefSeq lists its product as uncharacterized. The transcript has 2 exons. Lineage: Eukaryota; Fungi; Ascomycota; Sordariomycetes; Ophiostomatales; Ophiostomataceae. Gene Ontology annotation, biological process: protein histidyl modification to diphthamide. The record is from RefSeq and is a predicted model, not a curated record. Gene Ontology annotation, molecular function: 2-(3-amino-3-carboxypropyl)histidine synthase activity. The coding region runs from base 1 to 1563 and encodes 520 amino acids.
AUGGAAAAUGAUAGGGCACAGACAGAUAUCGGCCUAGCUGCUGAGAUUGAGGAGCAGCACCGAGAGGAAGAACUGGAGAAGGCUCUUGCUGAGCUGGCGAUGGAAGCAACUGAAAUCGAAUCGACCGAAACAGAUACACAAUCAGCACCACCUCUGCCACCAAAGCAACAAGCAGAUGCACCAAGCGGCGAGAAAGAUUCUACAAAACAUGCGGGGUCCGAAACGGCAGAACUGACAACUAGCGAGAACCCGGACAAGCCGGCCUUGAAGCAGCCCAAGAAACGGUUCAUCGGACGACGAGCGGCAGCGGAAGCUGCUGCUAAGACACCAGGGCUGAACGUGGAGGAUAGCGGGGCUGUUGCACGAAGGCCGCCACGACUUCUCAACCAGGUGCCGCCCGAGCUGGCCAACGACCCGGCCUUGCUUGAGGCUGUGGCGUUACUUCCGCCCAACUACUCGUUUGAGGUGCCAAAAACAAUCCACCGCAUCCGCACACAGGGUGCCAAGCGUGUGGCUCUGCAGAUGCCGGAAGGCCUGUUGCUAUUUGCAACGACCAUCUCGGACAUCCUGCAGCAAUUCUGUCCGGGAAUCGACACGCUCAUCAUGGGCGAUGUGACAUACGGUGCAUGCUGUAUCGAUGACUACACGGCCCGCGCGCUGGGUUGCGACUUGCUAGUGCACUACGCGCACAGUUGCCUGAUUCCCGUGGACGUUACACAGAUUAAGACGCUGUACGUGUUUGUGGACAUUCGCAUCGACACGGCACACCUUCUCGCGACGCUUGAGCGAAAUCUGCUCCAGGACCCGUCUAAGCCCACAACACUGGCACUGGUCGGCACGAUUCAGUUCAACGCAACCAUCCACGGCGUGAAGCCAACACUAGAACGGGCCGGCUUCCGCGUGAUAGUGCCACAGAUCGCACCGCUAUCGCGAGGCGAGAUUCUGGGCUGCACGUCGCCGAACCUGUCCAAAACAGCAGCCGCUGGUGCGGACGGCGACGACAGGGACAACUUGGCCAUCCUCUACCUUGGCGAUGGCCGCUUCCACCUCGAGAGCAUCAUGAUCCACAAUCCUACAGUACCUGCGUACCGCUACGACCCCUACGCGCGCAAGCUGACACGUGAGACGUACGGGCACACCGAAAUGCAGGACCUGCGGCGAUCGGCCAUCCGCACAGCGCGCACGGCACAGUCGUGGGGACUGAUCCUAGGCUCGCUCGGUCGGCAGGGCAACCCGCACACGCUGGCUGCGAUCGAAGCACGGCUUCGGCAGCGCGGCAUUCCGUUUGUGACACUGCUGCUGUCCGAGAUUAUGCCGCACAAGCUGGCGCGUAUGAGCCAGGACGUCGAGUGCUGGGUGCAAGUGGCGUGCCCACGGCUGAGCAUCGACUGGGGCUAUGCAUUCCCGCGACCGCUGCUGACACCGUACGAAGCGCUUCUGGCACUAGGCGAACGGGAUGAUGCGUGGGCGCGGGCGCCUGACGGCGGUGUGGGCGGCGUGUAUCCGAUGGACUUUUACGGGAAAGACGGUCUCGGUCGCACACGCGCCGCGCAGCCGGCGUGA